GCGGUUUCGCAUCGGUACAGCUCCACAAUAUUCUGCAAUGAUUGCGAUCCGUGCCUGUCUUGCCCUGGCUCUGGCCACCAGCGCUUUUGCCGGCGGCCUCCUGCACGGCGACCUCAGUUACGGUGCCGCCUUUGACGGCGUUGGAUCUGUCGGCUACGGCGCCGGCCUGACCGGCGUAGGACACGCCGGUUACGCUGUCGCCGCCCCAGCUGUCGCCACCUACCAGGCCGCUCCUGCUGUCACCAGGGUGACUAGCUACCAAGCUUCCCCUAAUGUCGCCACUGUGCAGACCGCCCCAGUUGUGGCUACCUAUCAGGCUGCUCCUGCGGUCGCCAGGGUGACUAGCUAUCAGGCUGCCCCAGCUGUCGCCACCUACCAGGCUGCUCCUGCUGUCACCAGAGUGACUAGGUAUCAGGCUGCCCCUGCUGUCGCCUCCUACCAGGCCGCUCCUGCUGUCACCAGGGUGACAAGCUACCAGGCUGCCCCAGCUGUCGCUACCUACCAGGCUGCUCCAGCGGUCACUAAGGUGACUAGCUACCAGGCUGCCCCAGCUUUCGCCACUGUGCAGGCCGCCCCAGCCGUCGCCACCUACCAGGCAGCCCCAGCUGUCACUAAGGUGACUAGCUACCAGGCUGCCCCAGCUUUCGCCACUGUGCAGGCCGCCCCAGCGGUCGCCACCUACCAGGCAGCCCCAGCUGUCACCAGGGUGACUAGCUACCAGGCUGCCCCAGCUGUCGCCACUGUGCAGGCCGCCCCAGCUGUAGCCACCUACCAGGCCGCUCCAGCUGUCACCAGGGUAACUAGCUACCAGUCUGCACCAACUGUCGCUAGAGUGACCAGCUACCAGGCCGCCCCAGCCGUCACCCGAGUCUACCAGUCUCAGCCUCUCGUCGCCGCCGCCCCAGCUGUCGCUACAUAUGCUGCUGCUCCUGCUGUAACCAGGGUAGCCACCGCCUACCAGUCUGCUCCAUCUGUCACAAGAGUGUACCAGUCCGCCCCUGUCGUUGCCGCCGCCCCAGCUGUGACCAGGAUUUCCACUACCUACCAGGCCGCUCCAGCCGUCGCCAACUAUGCUGCUGCUCCUGCCGUGGCCACCGUUGCUCAUGCCCCAGCUCUGGCCUCUUUCCACUCUAGUCCUGUUGUAUCAACUGUCCAAGCCGCUCCAGCUCUUGCCAACGUAGCUCACGUCGUUCCCGUCUACGGCUACGGCGUUGGCUCCCUCGGCUACGGCGCUGGUCAUUACGGCUUCGGACACGGUCUUGGAAGCUACGGUCUCAACUACGGUUACGGCCUUGGUGACUUCAACGACUACUCCCUCCUCCUCCGCAAGAAGAAGUAAUGCGGGAGCUUUGAAACAGCAAAAGGAGAACAACGUCCCAAGAUGUCGAGCAUUGUUCUUGAAUAAACGAAAC
Messenger RNA from Ixodes scapularis (black-legged tick), 1412 nucleotides. RefSeq names its product elastin-like. NCBI's taxonomy places the organism in Eukaryota, Metazoa, Arthropoda, Arachnida, Ixodida, Ixodidae. The transcript is spliced from 3 exons. The record is from RefSeq and is a predicted model, not a curated record. Bases 38 to 1339 code for a protein of 433 amino acids.